AUGUUUAAAGCAGUGUUACUAUGCUACUGGAUUCUUCAGAUGGUUCAGAUCGUUCUCGCCUCUGUUCCCAGCAGAAUAAUAGAGCAUGCACAGGAUUCCAGCUCAGUGCAGGAUGUGGUCCCCCACACUGACCUCGCUGUUUUGGGCAGGAUCAAGACCCUACUGUCUGCCUCAGGUUCACUGGCCAGAUCUGCACUCAACAAAGCAAUGGACAUGGUUAAGGAGGAUGAUAUAUCAAACAAAAUCAUGCUGGAUCCUGAGGCAAUAUCCAGUGCUGUGGAGAAGGACAGAGCAGAACGUUCACCCAGGAGGUGUGUCCGGCAAUUGGAGUCCUGUUUUGGUCAUGCACUACCUUGCUGUGAUCCAUGUGCUAUUUGCUACUGCAGGUUUUUCAACGCAAUUUGUUACUGCAGAACAAUUGGUAACAGCUGUCACCAGGGCAAGAUUUAG
Molecule: messenger RNA, 450 nt
Organism: Hemiscyllium ocellatum (epaulette shark)
Lineage: Eukaryota; Metazoa; Chordata; Chondrichthyes; Orectolobiformes; Hemiscylliidae
Product: agouti-related protein-like
Exons: 3
Coding region: 1-450 (149 amino acids)
Biological process (GO): neuropeptide signaling pathway; positive regulation of feeding behavior; hormone-mediated signaling pathway
Cellular component (GO): extracellular region
Molecular function (GO): neuropeptide hormone activity; type 1 melanocortin receptor binding
Source: RefSeq, a predicted model, not a curated record